This is a messenger RNA of Sitophilus oryzae (rice weevil), 989 nucleotides long. RefSeq names its product deoxycytidylate deaminase-like. Gene Ontology annotation, cellular component: cytoplasm. The transcript is spliced from 4 exons. Gene Ontology annotation, biological process: dUMP biosynthetic process; dTMP biosynthetic process. The record is from RefSeq and is a predicted model, not a curated record. Bases 102 to 785 code for a protein of 227 amino acids. NCBI's taxonomy places the organism in Eukaryota, Metazoa, Arthropoda, Insecta, Coleoptera, Curculionidae. Gene Ontology annotation, molecular function: dCMP deaminase activity; zinc ion binding.
AACCUGCGAAUAGUCUGUCAUAAUUUUGAGGUUAAAAAGUCAUUUUUUUAAGAAAUAUUUUAGUUUUAUCUUUGGUUUAUAUUUGUUUAUUAUUGUUUGUUAUGGACAAAUCAACUCCAAAAAGAAAUGUUAAUAAGAAACGUCCAGAUUAUUUGGAAUGGACUGAAUAUUUUAUGGCAACUGCGUUUUUAGCCGCAAAACGAAGCAAAGAUCCCUGUUCCCAAGUUGGGGCUUGUAUAGUUAACGAGAAUAACAUUAUUGUGGGAAUUGGCUAUAAUGGGAUGCCCAAAGGAUGUCACGAUGAUGUAUUUCCAUGGAUGAAAGAGUCGGAAAAUAGCCUAGAAAAUAAAUACUUAUACGUGUGUCAUGCUGAAAUAAAUGCAAUUUUAAAUAAGAACUCAGUCGAUGUUAGGAAUUGUACGUUAUAUGUGGGACUAUUUCCAUGCAAUGAAUGUGCCAAAGUUAUUAUACAAUCGGGAGUCAAGGAAGUGAUCUAUAUGUCCGAUAAGCAUUCGUUUAAAGUUCAUACGAUUGCAUCGAAAAGAAUGUUUGAUGCUGCUGGUGUUAAAUACAGGCAAUUUAUACCAAAAAAUCGCCAAAUUCUGAUUGAUUUUGAUGAAAUCAACUGGAAUGAUCAAAGUCAACUGCCUGGUAGUCCAAAUUUAGGUGAUUCAAUAACAAAGAAAAUUAAAUCAAUGUCCAUAUUAUCUGAAGAGCAACAAGAUCUUAACUCUAGCUUUACCUGUGAUAAUGAAACUAGAUUAGAAUGUAAAGACAAAAAUUAAACGUAAUUUUAUUUUGCAACUUAGACUAAGAUAUAUUUUUUGUUAUUGUUUACCAUGUGUAUGUAGUAUAUUUCUUUGUAAUAGUGUGGUUUUUCUAUGAUCUGAAAAUCUAUAGAUACAGAGGUAACAAAAGACUAUGAUAUUUGUGUAGAUAAAAAAUAAAAUGUAACACAAUAAUUAAUGGAAUAUAUUUUUAUUAAAUAA